AUGAUCACGGCUGAACAGGGCGAUCGUCUUCCGCAUCCGGAUCCGGAUUCCCUUGCAUCGUCCCCUAUCAGGGUAACGGAACCUGGCCCUAGCAACCGACCAGAAGGUGGUCCAUCAUAUGUCUGUCCUUAUGAAGGAUGCAGCAAGGGCUACACAAAACCAUCCAAGCUUGCUCAGCAUAUCCGAAGUCACACAGGCGAGCGCCCAUUCGUGUGCGACCAUCCAGGGUGCGGUGCCAGUUACAUGAGGAACGAGCACCUAAAAGCACACCAACGUCGCCAUCGAGAUGCGUCAGAAAAGCCGUUUGCAUGUCAGUAUGAAGGCUGCACACUCAAGUUCUGGACCUCGAGUCAGCUCAAGAACCACGUACGAGCCUGCCACGACGAUCAUUUUUCCGACGCGAUCGAGUCAUGUGCUCAUGACUACGUCUGCACCGAGGAUGGCUGCGAAAUGUCGUUUCACAAACGCAAACACCUCCGUCAGCACAUCCGCGAACAUCACAGUGGACCUUCUGCUCCGAUAUGUCAAGGCGUCGACGUUUCUAUCGAGCAAGGCCAAGAGAAAAUGCAAAUCUCAGACACACAGGCGCUGCCGUUCGCGUGUCAUUUUCCUGGUUGUAACAAACGUUUUGCGGCGAACUCGAAACGCAAGACACACUCUCGUACUCACGAAGACGGACGAUACACCUGCUCCAUGGAUCACUCGCAGCCUCAACAGGGCGAUAGCCAAGGUUCAGGACCUUUCAUUUACACUUUUCCCACCUGGUCCGCUCUGCAAGCGCAUAUGAAACAAGCUCACCCACCGAUAUGCCCCUGGCCGGAGUGUGGGAAGCAGUUUCAGCGCCAGGACAAUCUCAGAGCCCACUAUCGUAGGCACGAAGAACGAAAACUCCGACUCGAGAUGGAAGCAAAACUCCUCGAGGGCAGCCAUGAGUCUGAACGCAAUCGACUACGCGCAGAAAUGUCGGACGACAGCUAUGCAUCCAUGUCGGAACAAGAGGAGGAGCAUCAUGCUCAGCCACACGUAUCAGGCCAACAUAUGGGAAGCUCAACUCAGAUUGGAUGCCCAUCGCAUCACGAGACAGACGGGCAGACAUUGCCGCAGCAAGGAAAGCGCUUGCUGACGUGGGAUGAAAGUUUGAGCUCGACGCUCGUCCAAUCUGCGCCACUCACAGAGGAAGAGCUCGUUCGCAAAGCGGCUCAGCUUCAUUCAUCACGACCUCGACGGGGCGGUGUGUUCCGCGACCUCAGCUCUCCCGCUCUCAGCGUCGUUUCGUCAUCCUCAGGAAAGACAGGGUCCGCUCGUCUGAGAAGCAUCGCGACCUCAAUCACAAGUGUGCGAGCAUUGCCUUCCGCCUUUGCGUGCACGUGGAACGGAUGCAGCAAGGUGUAUACUCGCAAAUCCACCUUGUCUAUUCACAUUCGAAGCGCACAUCUUGGUGAGAGACCUUUUGAAUGUUCCAAUUGCGGCCGCAGGUUUGCGCACAAGCAUCUUGCAUCGCGCCAUCGCAGAGUCUGCACCGGGCUGCAUCUAUCGCCGGAGGAGGGAGCCAAUAGUGGUAGCAGACUCAGGUUCUCCCUCUCUGAACAGCCCGAGCAGAUGGAGGGGAAGGACUCUGAUGAAGCCGAAGACGAUUCGCACCAGGACAGCGGGUCGGAAACAUCUUCAACGACAACAACAUCCGAAGACGACCAGGGGAUAUACAAAGAGGCAGUGUCUGUGCACGGAACGAAUUCUACUUCUUCUGCGAUCAAGCCAAGGUUGCUUGACCUCCUGACCGGCCGAGGCUAUUCGGCCUCCCACAACGGCCCUCACGAGGCUGCGUCUCCCCAACGUUUGUCGGUUGAUGCCAGUGAACCUGCUCCUAAGAAACGGCGCACAACCCGGAAUCGCAUCUUUGGGUGUCCUUGGUCAAAAAUUUGCUCGGCGCUGGAUAAACAGAUGAUCGAUCCUGAACUGUUUAUGACUGAUGCUGUCGACACAGCCCCAGCCACGUCUGAUACCCAGCUUUUGGGAACUAGCAGCGUCACCGCUACGUGUGAGCAUCGCUUCAAACGCAUCUACGAUCUGCGACGUCAUCUUCGAGCACAGCAUGGCUUGGAUCUUACAACAGAAGAGCUCUCAGCCAUCACACAUCAAACUGCAUGGACUCAUGUACACUAG
Mycosarcoma maydis (corn smut) is the source of this 2163-nucleotide messenger RNA. RefSeq lists its product as uncharacterized. NCBI's taxonomy places the organism in Eukaryota, Fungi, Basidiomycota, Ustilaginomycetes, Ustilaginales. The transcript has a single exon. Gene Ontology annotation, cellular component: nucleus. Gene Ontology annotation, biological process: regulation of transcription by RNA polymerase II. The record is from RefSeq and is a predicted model, not a curated record. Bases 1 to 2163 code for a protein of 720 amino acids. Gene Ontology annotation, molecular function: DNA-binding transcription factor activity, RNA polymerase II-specific; RNA polymerase II cis-regulatory region sequence-specific DNA binding.